Athalia rosae (coleseed sawfly) is the source of this 1759-nucleotide messenger RNA. Its product is annotated as homeobox protein MSH-D. Gene Ontology annotation, biological process: regulation of transcription by RNA polymerase II; embryonic morphogenesis. The record is from RefSeq and is a predicted model, not a curated record. Gene Ontology annotation, molecular function: RNA polymerase II transcription regulatory region sequence-specific DNA binding; DNA-binding transcription factor activity, RNA polymerase II-specific. The transcript is spliced from 2 exons. Gene Ontology annotation, cellular component: nucleus. NCBI's taxonomy places the organism in Eukaryota, Metazoa, Arthropoda, Insecta, Hymenoptera, Athaliidae. Bases 982 to 1752 code for a protein of 256 amino acids.
AUUUUUCAACUUGAUGCGUUAAUUUUUCGGUGAUUCGAACAGAGUUACACCCGUUCAACAAUUCACGAUUCUCUGAUAUUCUUAUUGAACACCAAUUUAUUGGUUUAUUGAAUAAACGAAAACUCGGCUAGAAUUAUAAUUGUUCUCGUAAGAAAAUAAGAAAUUGAUUGAUAUUACCCUACGGAGAUUUUUUUUUUUUUGGUGACGACAAUACCUUGAUUAGUUUAAUAAAAAAAAUUCUCACUAAGAUGAUCGACCCAUCUUGCAAACUAUUUUCUGAAAAAUUGAUGAAAUGGGCGUGUACCUAAAAUGAUGAUAAACUGGAUGGAGUACUUAUGUAUAGUGAAUCUUGAACGGACCAACCAUGAUUGAGAAAUUCGUAGGAUGGGCGGGGAUGAUGCGAUCAUGGGCAUAUUACCGGAUUAGUGGCAUUACCCUUGGCCCUCGAGAAUCCCAAUUUUACCCCCGUGCCGACCCCCGUGGCUUUUUGAUUAAACACGGUUCGUCAAACUCCUUUCCAUCUGCCCUAUAGAAAGUUGAAGUUUUGCUUUUGCUUUUAGCAAUGCUACUGUUGUGGGGCCCACAGUAGUAUCAAUUACAUUGUUGUUAUUGGACCAGCGGAGAUUUCCCUACAGAUAAUACACUGGUAUAAGAGCAUUUACAAUACACCGUAGGUAUGGAAUAGUAUACAUCUAUUUAAACGGUAUUCGCCAAAAGGAGAACCCCCUCGGAUAUUGCGAUAGCCAUCAAGUGUGCGUCUAGGCGUUUAAUUCGGUGGCACACCGCGAUUUAAGCAGAAAACCCCAUGGUGGUCUGUCUCUCAUACUCAGCCGAAAAAGAACGUAAUGGAUACUGUAUUCAGAAUCUAGUACAUAUAUCGCGAGCGACAGGGUAACAGCAGUAGCAGCUUUGGUCUAAAAUCUAGGACCUGGCAUUGGAAGCCGCUAAUUGUAAGAGCUGGCAGGAAGUAUAAAACGAGGGAUGCUCCCUUGGUCCGAUUUAGUUCAUUUGAAAUCGAAGAUGAGUGAAGCCCGUCGCUCCCAGAGGCUGCAAGCCACGGAUUUUAGUAUAGCUCGUAUCCUUGCGACGGACAAUCCUUCUUCUUCGUCUUCUUUUUCCUCUUCCGGCAGCUCGGGAUCUUCGAAUCGCUUGGAAAUUUCUGAAAGCCGAGUUCCGAAGUCACCGACCAUUCCUAGUUGCUCGUGCUGUCCGUUAAUAAUUUUACCCACAAUUUCCAAUCCGGAAAGAAAUAAGUUUCUUCCCAUUAAAGAGAGAAGAUCAUCGUCGGCUGAUGAGGGACUUGAAAAUUCUAAUAGAGUUGAAAAGCAGUUACCGGAAACGUGUGGACCAAGUUCGGAAAGUGAAAAAAUAAGUGGGAGAACAAGUGAUUCGAAUAAAUGGCAACGGGAUAAUUCCGAGGGAAAUAAUGAUUUACCAUGGCUUCAUUGUACGAGGUAUCGACCCCCAAGAUUACCGAAGAGAUCUGCGGGUAAAAUAUCAAAGAGGAAACCUGGGAAACAUCCUAGGAUACCUUUUACAGCUUUUCAACUACAAAUUCUUGAAGACAAAUACAGCAAGGGCGCUUAUCUCGCGAGAAGAGAUGUGGUACAGUUGUCCUUGAUUUUACGGCUUCCACAGAGCAGAGUAAAAAUCUGGUUCCAAAAUCGACGCGCUAGAGAACGGCGCGAGUCUGUACAAUUGGAGAACGAUACAGAUACGAAUUGUGAUACAAAUAUUCUAAAAGUCGACUGAUUUCAAG